Talaromyces stipitatus ATCC 10500 is the source of this 747-nucleotide messenger RNA. Its product is annotated as ribosome biogenesis protein (Rrs1), putative. Gene Ontology annotation, molecular function: protein binding. Gene Ontology annotation, biological process: ribosomal large subunit biogenesis; ribosome biogenesis; endonucleolytic cleavage in ITS1 to separate SSU-rRNA from 5.8S rRNA and LSU-rRNA from tricistronic rRNA transcript (SSU-rRNA, 5.8S rRNA, LSU-rRNA). The record is from RefSeq and is a predicted model, not a curated record. The transcript is spliced from 4 exons. Bases 66 to 719 code for a protein of 217 amino acids. Gene Ontology annotation, cellular component: nucleus; nucleolus; preribosome, large subunit precursor. NCBI's taxonomy places the organism in Eukaryota, Fungi, Ascomycota, Eurotiomycetes, Eurotiales, Trichocomaceae.
GUCCAGACAAAAAAAAUCGAUUCGAUAUUGGUUCAACACCACACAUUGUAUUUGAGCAUUCAAUCAUGGCUACUACUAUUGAGAUGAUGGACGUUGACACUGCCAAACCGAAGAAUACCAAGUUGCCUAUUACCGUCACCAAAGAAAAUCCGUAUACAUUCGAUCUCGGCCACCUUCUCGCACAAGAUCCUAAUCCGCUCGUGAUAUCCAAAUCAGAAAGUGUUAAUAACAGCCUGAAAGCUGUGGCACGAGAUGGUGCGCAAGUACUGCUCAAUCAACUUCUUACUACAUGCCCUGUAACUUCAAACGCUAAAGAUGGCGUUCUAUUAUCUCUCCCUCCUCCUAAUACAUUACUCCCUCGAUACAAACCCCUACCCAAACCCAAAGAACCGACGAAAUGGGAACUCUUCGCCCGCAAGAAAGGAAUCGGUAAAUACAGCAGCAAACCGGGCGCCGCUCUUGCCGAAAAGGAACGACGCAAGAAACUCGUCUAUGACGAAGCGAGCGGUGAAUGGGUGCCUCGAUGGGGGUUCAAGGGCGCAAACAAGUCUGGCGAAAAUGAUUGGGUUGUGGAAGUUCCUGAUAAGGAAUGGAAGAAUGAGGCUGAAGGGAAGACGAAUGUGCGUACUAUGGGUAGAGCGGAGAGGAAGGAGAGAAUUAAACGGAAUGAGAGGAAGAUGAGGGCGAAUGAACGGAGGAGUAGGAAGUUCGGUGCUUGACCUUUUUUUCCCCUGUUAUGAACAAAAG